Molecule: messenger RNA, 2917 nt
Organism: Phalacrocorax carbo (great cormorant)
Lineage: Eukaryota; Metazoa; Chordata; Aves; Suliformes; Phalacrocoracidae
Source: RefSeq, a predicted model, not a curated record
GGGAGUGAGACAAAUACUUGGCAGUAACAUAUUAACUAAUACGUAAAUAUACCACAGGUCUUGAGUCCAAACUUUGAUAUUUACCCUUAUCCUUGUAGUCUGAUUUGUUUUCAUGAUUACACUUCAAAAACUUUCAGAACAAGAGAUACGAAACUUGUAUAAAGUAACUUUUAAGUAGUUUUGAACUCCUUAACCAUUAUUGGAACAAGAGAGACGAAUGCCUUUAAUUUCUAGUCUAGGAACUGUGGUGUAUAACCAAGUGUAAAUAAAACAUUUGUCAAAUAUUAGGAGGUUUUCGAGUGCUUGCAGUAGGAAUUUGAAAUCCUUGAAGUGUGAGGUGGGCAACAAGAUUCUUCUGGCUGGCUGGAAUGCAGGUGAGAAGACUCCCCAGAAAACAACAGAAGAGUGAACCAUACAUCUUAAGUAGGCUUGUAGUGUUGCUGUUUCUCCUAAGACUUGACUGGAGAGCCACACCACUGUGCUUUGAAAGAGACAGUCAGGAGGAACAAAUGGCAAGAAUCUACAAAGGAGACCUCUAGUUAAAAUGUUAUUAAAAUAGCCUUAGAGAGGGAUGAAAAGAAAACAAUGUUGUUCUCUCUGUCAAAUGGUAUUUAGUCAUGUGGAGCUUCAUGGCACGUUCACUGGAAGAACAAGGUUCAGGCUGAAAUGGCUGUUCCAGGUGCCUCCAUCUUCAGGCUCUCAGACUUGCUGGGGUGCCGCAGCAGCUAGGGACUCUCUUGUCUAGUAUUAGAGAAACAUUUGUUGCAAUUUUAUGUUUUUGUUCUGCUUCACUGUUUGUGUUAAAUGCAUGUUUUUGCCUUGGUAUUCUCUUCAUCGAUACCUACUGAGUGGCUAGAUACACAAAAUGGUAUUCUAUUCCAUUAUGUAUGGCCAUUCUUAAACCCAGGGUCUCUAGUACCCCACAGGCAUUCAAGCAAACCUAAAUAAUAUGAUACCCCUUCCAAAAGCUGUUCAGAUUGGGCUGGGUGUAGCACACAUGUCUUUGAAAGCAGUGCCUAGUGGGGUCUUACUAGCCAGAAGAGCACUGUGGCUUGCAACAGCAUAGCAGGGAUUUUUCCUCAUGACCUCCUGAAUGCCAAGGGAGUUACCAUGAUUUUCCUUAGCUCUGGUUUCAGUUACAGCAGCAGAAACUGCUAGUACAAGAUUCUGCACUAGAAUACUUGUAUUCUCUUGCCUUUGUUUUAUGGCAUUUUUACAGCUCAUUUAUUAUGAACAGGAAAUCCAUAAUACCUUAUUUUGCUAAAGCUUUAUUCCUUAUCUUGCUUAAAUAUUGUAAGUCUAAAAAUCUUUCAUGCUCAAAGAGCAUGCAUUGGUUUCUUCCAUGUGUUCCCACUGGAUGUCAUGUGCUGACAAAAUGAAGUACUAAAGCUGCAUCCUUACUGUGCAAAUCCACAGAAAACCCAUUCCAAAAAUCAGCCUUUAUUAGUAGGACACAUUUAUAAUCAUGCAGAUGUAGCUGCAUAGAUUGCUUUGGCACUUUUAUCUUUUUUUCACUUCAAUAUGGUCUUACAAGCUCUGGCAUGGAGAUAGCUGUAAAGCAGCUGGAGAAUGGAAAAUAUCUGUUAAAAAUCAAAUAUGACAUGUUCAUCCUGGAUAGGAAUGUGCUGCUCGGUUAUACAACUAUCGUUCUGUACUUAACUGCCUUUACAAGAUUUGUCUUGUUCCUUCUUGGGAGUUCACAGCUAAUUCGACACUCCCUCAAGCUAUAAAUUAUGGGCACAUGCCUACUGAAGUGUGAUUUAUUAUUUUUAUUAAAAAAACCCAACUUGCAUCCCACGUUUCGCUGGAAAGAGGCUUCUUUGUGCACCAAGCCUUUAAAUUGCAAGCAGCCACUUACUGCUUUUGCUUUUUUGGAUAGCGUUGCUCAAGGAUCUCCAUCAACUCCUCUCACCAUGAAGAGUUUUGCUCUUCUUUUCCUAGUAGUGAUCUGUGGCAUGGGAGGAUUGGGGCAGAAGCUGAAGCCAAAGAAAAGAAGCAAUGGUGAAGAAAUCAAUUUUCGGACUAAAACCAAAGAUGUUUGCACAAUGAGCAUGAGUGGGGAUGAGGAGAUGAAACUCAGAAUUGAAUGCAAAAGCCAAGGCAUGUCCUACUGGUGUGAAUUCACUGGCAAGCCAUCAGUCUGUCGUCCUUUCAGAAACAAUCCAAAGAUCUACUGGAAUCAGAUUGCCAUGGAACUUAGAAAGCUCCCGCACGCUUGUGAAUCCACACAAGUGUUGAAGGCCACCAUGUGCCAAAAGGCUCCCACAGAGGCUCUCAUGAAGCAAGUAGCUGCUGGUAUGGAGCCAGAAGAUCUAGCAAACCAGGACAAAUCAGUCCAGAAAACUUCUAUGAGGGGAGCAGGGAAAAGCCCUGUUAAGAAAAUACAGAAACCUCCAAUACUACCUCUUGUAAAACCAACCCAACGUGGUCAAGGGUCUGAAAAUGAAACGGAAGCGAUGAAACUGGCACGGGAACACUGCUGGGAAUCCCUGCAUGAUUUCUGCUCCUACAUUAUUGGCAUCUUUGGAGGUUAAGGGUUUGCUUCAGAGCAAAAUUUUUACAGCUGAAGAAGGGUCCUUGCUGUAGUUUAAUAAUUUAGAUGUAAGAAUUCUGGUUUAAAAAUUAGUCAUCUCUAUAAAUCUUGUAGCUAUUUCUGCUUUGCACCCCUAAAAUGAAACUUUUUAAUAGCCCUGAAAAAUGCAUGAAACUGGAGUGACUGUACUUAAAGUGUAAGGAUGAACUAACUGUUCCUAGGUCUGUUACGCGCCAAGGUGUACCGCAUUUAUGUAACCAAGGCUCUGCUUUAAGAGUGCUGACCUCAAUAGGUUUUUGUGGGCGCUGAUUUGCCCCAGUUUGUUAGAGAUGAAAGCUGUAAAUGAUGCUACAGUUAGUGCAAACAAUAAAAAUAAGAUUUUAA